ACACGAGUCCAGAGAGCGGAGCACGACUCGAACCCGUCCCCUUCCUUGCGGCGGCCCCGGACGUGAAUGCGGAGAGAGCGAGAGCGAGAGAGAGAGAGAGAGAUCAUGGUGGCCCCGGACCUGAAGGCGGAGACGAUGAAGCUGAUGGAUCGGCGGGGGGCGCUCGAGGCGGAGAUGGACGCCAUCAUCGCCCGCCUCACCGCGCCCGGCGGGCCGGGCAUCACCGGCGGCCUCGUCGACGCCGAGGGUUUCCCCAGGUCCGACAUCGACAUCCCGAACGUCCUCGCCCAACGCCGGAGACUCGCUGAGCUGCGAAAUGAUCACAAGGAUGUUACUAACAAAAUUGAUAAGAAUCUGGAGAUUCUACAUUCAUCAAAGUUGUCGAGGAAUGAGCAAUCAGCCUCAAGGGGGUCUGAUACAACAGCUUCAUCGCAUAUUGGGUUAUCUCAAAUUGAACCAAUGGAAGAGGAUCCGGUCACCAGACUUCCUUUUGCCAUGAUUGAUGAGAUCACAGAUGGUUCUCCUGCUGCUGUGGAUGGUUUGCAACUUGGAGAUGAGAUAGUGAAGUUUGGGAAUGUGGAAGCUGGUGACAGAUUGCAGGAAAGGCUCAUGUCUGAAGCUAUCUCCAAUGAGGAUCAUCAAGUAUCUUUAGCUAUCAUUCGUCAGGGAUCGGCAAUGAAUUUAACAAUUACACCAAGAAGGUGGCAUGGAAGAGGACUUCUGGGGUGCCAUUUUCGAAUGUUAUGAAGAGUCUGCGUUCUUCAGCCAAUAAUGUUCGCCCUUCUGGACGGCUCUAGCAUCAAUUGAUGACUUAGGUCGUGAUUGAACUGAUUAACUGAAAGUGUGUAACGUCCUACAGAAAGCUGAAUGCGUUACUUAUUUUUAUCUGUGGAGCGCUUAAAACAUACCGGCGUAUAUACCUGGUUGCCUUGGUUGAGAUUUUUACUUCGUACAUUAUUGUUAUCUC
Setaria italica (foxtail millet) is the source of this 967-nucleotide messenger RNA. Its product is annotated as 26S proteasome non-ATPase regulatory subunit 9. Gene Ontology annotation, biological process: proteasome regulatory particle assembly. The transcript has 5 exons. Gene Ontology annotation, molecular function: protein binding. The record is from RefSeq and is a predicted model, not a curated record. Bases 67 to 747 code for a protein of 226 amino acids. Lineage: Eukaryota; Viridiplantae; Streptophyta; Magnoliopsida; Poales; Poaceae. Gene Ontology annotation, cellular component: nucleus; cytoplasm.